UUGCAGUGUCCCAGGGAAACGUAAACAAAGGAAUAAUUCUCUCCUUCUUGCAAAAGAAAUUGCAUUUUACAUAGCUUCUCUAACUAGUUAUCGCAGAAUAAAACAGUGUGGAGUGCUGUGAGAACACAUUACAGGAGAAAAUGAGGGUGAACUCGGAUCAUAGAUCUAACAUCUCCAGCUGACUAUGAAAUACAGCUUCCCUGUCUUCCGGACAUUAGUCAAUUUAGCUGAUUUUACACAAUGGAGGGAUCCUCAAGAGAGUAUUCCGGGUCAAUCAACAGCCAAAAUGCUCAUGUGAUAAUCAGCCAAGGACCGCGUGAAGAUGUUGAUGAAAACACUCCAUUGCUUUCCUCACCUCGAACCUCAUCAAAGAGCUUCCUGGAGUUCUGCAUCUUUUUCGUCAUCUUCAUUUGCGGGCUUGGUAUUGGAAUAUAUCUGCUUAUAGUUGAAGGUCAGGAGAGACCCACAAAUUUCCCUUUCGAUCUCAUCGGGAGGUCAGAAUGGGGCGCUUCGGGAGAGGCUCGGGGGGAGCCAUUAAAUCAUCGAAUGGUGGAUCACGUUUUAGUAUUCCACACGCGCGGAAAUCGCUGUGCUGACGUCAAGCAAUGCGCCAAAGUCAUGAGAUCUCUGCAGGAAAGUUACCGUGGCCGCAAUUUGUCAGAUGUGCCGCACAAUUUCCUUAUAAGCGAUGCUGGACGGACGUAUGAAGCCCAAGGAUGGGCGCUUCAGGGCGAGUUUGAGGGACUGAAGGAGCGAAGAGUCUCUCUGGCUGUUGGAUUUCUCGGGAAUUUCACGCUUCAAUCGCCGACAGGACAUCAAUUGGACGAAACCCGAGCGUUCAUCAAUGAGGCUAUUCGCAGAGGUAAGUUGCAUCGAGAUUAUGGGGUGUUUGUAGUGAGGAACAAGACGGAAAGCGUGCGUGAUGCUGAAGCGCUCAUUAACGCUCUAAAGUAUUGGUCAAGCUGGAGACAAGUGAUUGAAUACUCGUGAAAUCCCUUCUCGUAUCUCUUGUCUUUUUGUGUAUUUUAUUUAUCUCACGUUCUUCGUACAAAGGAUUCGUCUAUGUUCCCUUUUUAAAUUACAAAUUAUAAAAAAUGAUACAAACAUAAUGAUAAGAGAAAUAUAGAGAAGAGAAAGAAAGAGAUUCUGAGUGUUUUACAUAUUAAAGAUGCCACUACGAAGUGUUUUAUUGGAUUCUAUAGAGUGCUUCGGUGAUCGCAUAUUGAUCAACAUUUUCAUAUUUGCUUUGCUAUAAUUUCUUUUAUACUUGGUAAGAAAAUUUAUUCAGUGAGACGAUAAAAUAAAUCUUGAGAAGUGCAGUCAUGUUUUUUCUGCCACAGAGAUUUAUAAUCUUGCUUUCACAACAAUGUUUCUUAAGUCAUAAAUAUAAUUCACCGUCUACAACGUCCUUAUUCUAAAUGUUAGUGAA
This is a messenger RNA of Phlebotomus argentipes, 1429 nucleotides long. RefSeq names its product peptidoglycan-recognition protein SB1-like. NCBI's taxonomy places the organism in Eukaryota, Metazoa, Arthropoda, Insecta, Diptera, Psychodidae. Gene Ontology annotation, molecular function: zinc ion binding; N-acetylmuramoyl-L-alanine amidase activity. Gene Ontology annotation, biological process: peptidoglycan catabolic process. The transcript has 4 exons. The coding region runs from base 241 to 990 and encodes 249 amino acids. The record is from RefSeq and is a predicted model, not a curated record.